GGAUGAUGGGCAUUCUCAGAAGAACACACUUCCAUUAAGCAUCAGUUUCCUACAACUUAAUCUGCAAAGGACACUUUGAUGGUCCUGAAGUGUGGCAUGAACAGUGAGGAUUUGGUUACUUGACCAUGUCCAAUGGCACAGUGAAUAGAACCCAUGGAGUUGACAGUUCUCAGUAUAAUUACCUUGCGCUUGUGUUUGGUGUGCCAUUAAUAGUAGCCAUCAUCCUGGGCAAUGUGCUGGUGUGCCUCAGCGUGCUGAUUGAGAGGUCCUUGAAGACAGCGACAAACUACUUCAUUGUCAGCCUGGCUGUAGCAGAUUUACUUCUUGCUGUUCUUGUCCUGCCUCUCUUCGUGUACACUGAGUUUCAGGGAGGGAUUUGGACUCUGAACAGCUUCCUGUGUGAUGCAUUAAUGACAAUGGAUGUGAUGCUUUGCACAGCUUCCAUCUUCAACCUCUGUGCAAUCAGUGUGGACAGGUACGUUGCUGUGAUCGUUCCGCUGAAAUACAACAGGAACCACUUCAGUGGGCGCCAGCUGAUUCUCAUCAUGGCCACCUGGCUCCUGUCGCUUGGGGUGGCUUCCCCAGUCAUCUUUGGGCUCAACAAUGUUCCUGGCCGGGACGUGACAGAUUGUAAACUGGAAGACGGCACAUUUGUGGUUUACUCCUCGGUCUGCUCCUUCUUUGUGCCGUGUCCAAUCAUGUUGCUCCUGUACUAUGGAAUGUUCCGGGGCCUCAAACGCUGGGGGGAGAACCGCAGGAUCACACUCCCAUCCCGGGAUCGCACGUUCGCCUUCAACCUCUCACCCCGCAAGCGCGAGAGACACGUGGUGAAAUACAUUGUGCCAAAUCUAAGCCCCAACGCAGCUAAGAACAUUCCGGAAAGUGACUUGAUCACUACACAGCUCGACAGCACUUCCGAUGUGGAGACACCUGAUGGAACAAAGGCAGGAACCCCAAAGGAGAAUGGGGCUCUAUCGCGGCACGGCCUGGGGAGAGAGCCCUUCAUGAGAAGCCGCAGAGUCAGUGGCCGUGAGAGGAAAGCGAUGAAAGUCCUCCCGAUUGUUGUAGGAGUGUUCCUUGCUUGUUGGACUCCGUUCUUUGUGGUUCAUGUUCUGAAGGUUUUGUGUGAAGCCUGUUCCAUUGGCUCCAUGUUGAUCAGUGUGGUCACAUGGUUGGGAUACGUAAACAGUGCAGUCAACCCCAUUAUUUACACCAUCUUCAAUACCGAGUUCCGAAACGUCUUUCAGAAGUUACUACACUGUCAAACAUGAGCACAGCCUUAUCAAUCCUCGCUGUGUUUGCGUUUAGAACAAUCUGGAAAAAGCAUCUUUUGAAGAUCUGGACGUCUGAUAGCACGGUCCUGUCUUGUCUAAAAGCUUUCAAAUGGACCUUUUAACAAUCCUCCAGUGAAUCAGCUGGAGCAUGUGACAGGAGAAGGAACUGCUUCAGGAAGCGAGGAGUUCAGGAACAUGUCAGAUCUCAUCACCUUGACACAACUACAUUGCAAGGCUCAGAGGCUGACCUUUGGAGAUAACUGUAUGCCCAUGUACUGGACAGGUGCCAGGAGUGUGCCAGGAACUCUCUGUUAUCCAUGGGGCAGAGACACGGCCCAGGGGAAGAAGAUCCACACUGUCUAUAAGAUCUGUUAGUCUCUCUGAAGGCACAUUUCCCCAUAACAUUGUCAAUUCUUUCUUUUCAUAUAAUCAUCUGAACCCCUUCCAAAAUCUUCAAUUGAGCGUUCCUUCAUCAUAUUUUCAGGCAAUAUGUUCCAGGUCCUAACUAUUCACCUGUGAAGAAAAUCUUCCACACGCCAUCAUUGCUUUACUUGCCAAUUAUGUUAAAUCAAUACCCUCUUGUCCUUAAUCUUCUACCAAUGGGAACAGUUGUCCUACUCAGUCCUUUCUACUCUGUUCAGAUCCUUCAUGGUUUUGAAUAUCUCGAUCAACUCCCCUCUCAACCUUCUCCAAAGAAAAGAAUUCUAAAUUUUCCAAACCAACCUCAUAACUGAAGUUUCUCACUCCUGGAGUCAUCCUUGUGAUAUUGUUACUGUACCCUUUAUAACGUUGUCAUGUGUUUCCUAAUGUCUUCUCUCAGCUGGACACAAUUCUCAAGCUGAGACUAAACCAGUAUUGUGACCAGUGAUCUGUUACUGUUCAAAGUGGUCCCUUUGAUUUAUGCUAAAUGCUGCUAUUGGUAAGAACCAGAACCCUGUUAGCUCGGCCACCCUAGUUGCCCUUGAGAUGGUGAUGGUGAGCUGCCUUCAUGAAGAACUACAGUCUAUUUGGUGUAGUUAGAGCCACAAUGCUGUAAUCUAGGGAAUUCUGGGAUUUUGACCCAGCGACAGUGAAGA
This is a messenger RNA of Chiloscyllium plagiosum (whitespotted bambooshark), 2350 nucleotides long. RefSeq names its product dopamine receptor D4 related sequence (gene drd4-rs). NCBI's taxonomy places the organism in Eukaryota, Metazoa, Chordata, Chondrichthyes, Orectolobiformes, Hemiscylliidae. Gene Ontology annotation, cellular component: plasma membrane. The record is from RefSeq and is a predicted model, not a curated record. Gene Ontology annotation, biological process: phospholipase C-activating dopamine receptor signaling pathway; negative regulation of voltage-gated calcium channel activity; regulation of potassium ion transport. Gene Ontology annotation, molecular function: dopamine neurotransmitter receptor activity, coupled via Gi/Go; G protein-coupled receptor activity.